AUGAGUUCGGAAGUUAGGGAAGGUGAGGCCGAGAAGCCUUUGCCGACUGAUUAUGACGAAGGUCGAAAUGACUACGAAACAUCAAAUGCAUCCAAAUUCAAAUUCAAAGCCAAGAAGCGGUCACGCCACAAUGAAGAUGGUAAUGAGGGUGGAGAUGAAUCGAUGCACAGGAGUCGGCGGGAUGGUGAAAGGCAUCAUCGAAGUCAACAUAGAAGCAAACGACAUAGACGGCAGGCAUCGCCGGUGAAAGAUGACCCUGCGUUAUACGACGACACAUAUCUUCCAAAUUCAUCCUCGAGUCAGUAUGUCGAUCCAGAAGUUGCAUUCCGAGAGAGUCUCUUCGACGCCAUGGCGGAUGAUGAGGGAGCCCAAUUUUGGGAGGGCGUCUACGGUCAACCAAUUCACCAAUAUCCAGAUGUAAAAGAGGGGCCUACUGGCGAAUUAGAGCGCAUGACAGACGAUGAAUAUGCAGCGCAUGUGCGGGCAAAGAUGUAUGAGAAAACACAUCAGCAUCUGAUUGAGGAGAAAGCCCGGCGGGAAGCUGCGAAGAAGGAGAGGGCUCGGUUGGAAAGAGAAGGCCGAAAGGAGGAAGAAGAGGCUAAGAGAUUCCGACAAAAGGUUGAAGAUAGUUUGAGAAGAGGUGAGGAAAGGAAGAAUAGAAAGGUCUGGGCUGAAAAAUGGGAUGCCUAUAUCAGCAAGUGGAAUGAAUUAAGCAAAGCCGGGGGUGCCACAGUGGCUGUCGCAUCUAUACCAUGGCCGGUGGAAAGCGGAAAGAAGAGAGACAUCAAUUUUAAGGAGAUUGAACGAUUCUUUCUCUAUGCGCCAACAUCUGGACAACCUACUGAAGCAGAGCUGGGCAGAAUCUUGAAGCUGGAACGAAUCCGUUGGCAUCCAGACAAGAUACAGCAAAAGCUGGGAGGGCAAGACGUCGACGAAGAUGUGAUGCAAGCAGUUACCAUGGUGUUCCAGUUGAUUGAUCGCAUGUGGUCGGAGAUUAGGGUAAAGAAGUGA
Molecule: messenger RNA, 1011 nt
Organism: Glarea lozoyensis ATCC 20868
Lineage: Eukaryota; Fungi; Ascomycota; Leotiomycetes; Helotiales; Helotiaceae
Exons: 1
Coding region: 1-1011 (336 amino acids)
Biological process (GO): canonical NF-kappaB signal transduction
Source: RefSeq, a predicted model, not a curated record